Molecule: messenger RNA, 958 nt
Organism: Cercocebus atys (sooty mangabey)
Lineage: Eukaryota; Metazoa; Chordata; Mammalia; Primates; Cercopithecidae
Product: eosinophil cationic protein-like
Exons: 2
Coding region: 110-592 (160 amino acids)
Biological process (GO): chemotaxis; innate immune response in mucosa
Molecular function (GO): nucleic acid binding; RNA nuclease activity
Source: RefSeq, a predicted model, not a curated record
GAGAUGCUUUAUUUAAACAGUUCCAAGUAAGGGAGACCAGCUGCCCCUGAACCCCAGAACAACCAGCCGGAUCAGUUCUCACAGAGCUGCAGCUCAGAGACUGGGAAACAUGGUUCCAAAAUUGUUCACUUCCCAAAUUUGUCUGCUUCUUCUGUUGGGGCUUAUGGGUGUGGAGGGCUCACUCCAUGCCAGACCCCCACAGUUUACAAGGGCUCAGUGGUUUGCCAUCCAGCACAUCAAUAUGAACCCCCCUUCAUGCAACAUUGCAAUGCGGGUAAUUAACAAGUAUCAACGGUGUUGCGAAAAGCAAAAUACUUUUCUUCGUACAACUUUUGCAAAUGUAGUUAAUGUUUGUCGUAACCCAAGUAUACCCUGCGUUCAUAACAGAACUCUCCAAAAUUGUCAUCGUAGUAGCGUCCGGGUGCCUUUACUCCGGUGUAAACACAUAAAUAGAGGUGCACAGAAUGUUUCAACCUGCGAGUAUGCAGACAGACAAGGACAGAGUUUCUAUGUAGUUGCAUGUGAAAACAGAGAUCCACGGGAUCCUCCACAGUAUCCAGUGGUUCCAGUACUCCUGGAUAGAAUCAUCUAAGCUCCUGUAUCAGCACUCCUCAUCAUCACUCAUCUGCCAAGCUCCUCAAUCAUAGCCAAGAUCCCAUCCCUCUAUGUACCCUGGGUAUCAGCAUCUGUCCUCUUCAGUCUCCACACCCCUUCAGGUUUCCUGAGCUGAAGUGCCUUGUGAACCUCCAACAAGCUGCUGUGCAAAUUCAUCUGGAAAUGUCUGUGUGUCUUCGUCGGCCGCGCUGCUGUCAUUUAGCGAAACUCUGCUCUAGUGAUAUGGGUUUUUCAUGAAUCUCUCACACUUAAUAUCUGACCAAAUUCCUUAUUUCCCCCAUCAACCUCCAUGUGAUACCUGAUUCCAGGCCUGCCUUAAAAAAAAUCCAAUUGAGUCAACUUA